Solanum dulcamara is the source of this 318-nucleotide messenger RNA. Its product is annotated as NADH-ubiquinone oxidoreductase chain 1. Gene Ontology annotation, biological process: aerobic respiration. Gene Ontology annotation, molecular function: NADH dehydrogenase activity. Gene Ontology annotation, cellular component: membrane. The coding region runs from base 1 to 318 and encodes 105 amino acids. The record is from RefSeq and is a predicted model, not a curated record. The transcript has a single exon. NCBI's taxonomy places the organism in Eukaryota, Viridiplantae, Streptophyta, Magnoliopsida, Solanales, Solanaceae.
AUGUACAUAGCUGUUCCAGCUGAAAUACUUGGAAUAAUUCUACCACUUCUACUAGGAGUAGCCUUUUUAGUGCUAGCUGAACGUAAAGUAAUGGCUUUUGUGCAACGUCGAAAGGGUCCUGAUGUAGUGGGAUCGUUUGGAUUGUUACAACCUCUAGCAGAUGGUUUGAAAUUGAUUCUAAAAGAACCUAUUUCACCAAGUAGUGCUAAUUUCUCCCUUUUUAGAAUGGCUCCAGUGGCUACAUUUAUGUUAAGUCUGGUCGCUCGGGCCGUUGUACCUUUUGAUUAUGGUAUGGUAUUGUCAGAUCCGAACAUAUGA